AUGGAUCCUUCGCAGGAAGCUUCAAACAAUGUGACCGUCGAGUACACGGACCCGUCCGGCUUGUUUCCCCAGGUCCAGCCCAUUAUCGAGUCGAAGCUACCCCUGAAGAACCUCCAUUGGAAGUCGCCCACCCGCCCCGUGCGGUCGAUUGAGUCGCUCCGAAUUGGGUUCGUGCCGGCGCAGACCGACGCAGGCGAGCGGAAAUCUUCGAGCGAUGCUGCCCCUGCCACUGUCCCUCAUCGCCGCCACCAGAUCCCCGGUCUGCGGCAAACCCCGUACCUGAAAGUCUACCUCCUCCGCUGCGACGACAACGAUGCCUACAAGGCGACGGCGCGACGGGCCCUGCGCGAGUGGAUCAAGACUCAUGCGUCGACCAGCACGUCGCAGCCCCAUCCGCCCUCAGCUACCAGCAACCAGGAAAAGCAUGAUGCCUUCGAUUGGCUCAUCCUACACGUGGUGCAGGACGGGGACGGCGCGGAGAAGGCGCCCACCCCUACCACCAAAUGGGGCCGCAGCACGACCACGGUCCUGGAGAAGGUGAAAGCCGAUUUCAAUGGAACCUCCAAAUCGGCUGUGGACCGUGUGGCUCAGCUACGGCUCCCCAAGGAGGAAACCACCAAGUCCCCGGAAUUGACCGAGCAGUUGGAAGACUUGAUCGACAAGAUGAAGAAUGGGAUUCUGGCGUCUUUUGAUCUUCGUGUGGCUCAGUAUGAAGAGGAUAUCAAAGAGAAGGACUCUCAACGGAGUCUACCUGGGUGGAACUUUUGUACGUUCUUCAUCCUCAAAGAGGGUCUCGCCAGGGGCUUUGAAAACGUGGGCCUUUUCGACGAUGCACUAGUCGGGUACGAUGAGUUGGCUGUUGGCUUGGAUGCGGCCGUUCGCGAUCAACUCCAGGGAAGUGGUGAUCAACAUGGCGGCGCCCUCUUAACUACCAGCAAGGCCUGGGUGGAAUCGGCUAAAAAGGCAUUGGAGACCGGUUCAUCAGAUGACGAUGGCGAUGGAGACGCUGCUUCGUUCCCGGAAAUUCAGCCAGAGGACUUCCCACUCAGUGCUACCAGGCUGCCCUACCGGGAAAUGAUUUUGGCAAGCGAUAUUUCCAUCUUCGACUUCCGCACUUACAUCUUCUCUCGACAACUCACUCUACUUCUCCGGGCAGCCAGAGCUCCGUCAGUUGCGACUGAACCCAGUUCUGAUACCAAGUCAACAAAACGGGACAAGAAGCUCGAAGACCUGUUCCUACUCUCUGAAAUCUGCGGGAGGUCUAGCGAGUUUAUCAGUCUCGCUGCACGCACGCUCCGCUACGAUCUCGAGUGUGGACUGGACGUGGAUCGGGGUGUUAAAACAGAUAUCAUUAACAACCUCGUCUCUUCCUUUGUAUAUUCAGCGGCCAUUCAAAUACUGAGCCAGACAUUUACCCCGACUCUCGCGCUUCCCGAAUCCUCACUUCAUGCCGUGCCCCAAACUGGCGAUGGCCCAAGCGCUGCGACGACAAUGGCAGAGAUGCGGGCCGAUGUCCCCCGUCGCACCAGCUCGUUGAUUUCUUCGCCUGCGGCUCGUUCUGGCCGUCCGGUGACCCAGGAUAUGUCUGAUAAUAUCGGUUUGCUCCAACGACGCUCGACCAUGGAUCACCCAAAACCGGCGCCCAUCCCAACACAAAAGACUGGCUCCGAGCAAUUGGCAUCUGCAAGGGGAGAACUACUUCUGAUGGCAAGACGAUCCCUCGAGGAAAUCGCUCAGCGACGCGGAUGGACAGAAAAGUGGACCGGUCUUGGUCUUCUUUUUGAUGACCGUCAUCGUUCUGGGAAAGGUGAUCUGGAGGAGGUUUCGCUGGACGAUCACGAUGUACCCAAGCCGCCGUCAGAUCUCAAGAAGCAUUCUCCGCUUGUUGGGGUUGCAUUGCCUGUUCUGAAAGCUGUCUUGAAGUCCAAGCCCGCAUUUCUGACCCUCUACGAAGAUCUUACUGACCGCAUGAUUCGUCACCACAUGGCAGCAAACCGUGCCUACUCAGUCGAGGCAGCUCUCGCGGAAAUCGCCAUCUUGCGCUUCCGGCAGGCUGAUUAUGAAGCCGCCGCCUCCUACCUCCAGCAGAUGGCGCCGUUCUACGGUACUAAGCACUGGGUGGUCUUGGAGGGGAUCAUGUUGGAGCUUCAUGCCCGGUGCUUGAAAGAACUCCAGCGGAACGAAGAUUAUGUCCGGAUCAUGCUACGGCUACUUUCCAAGUUUGCUGCAUACACACAGGCGCAAUUAACAGAUAGGCAGAAAGCCCUGGCUGCCUCGACAUCAUCGAGUGAGCAAGAGAUGUUGUCAGGGUAUGUCAGCAGCCUCUUCGAGACGUCGGCAACUCUCCAAAAGGACAUUCCGGCAUCUUUGACGGACUUCUUCGCCGACCUCUACGUCGACCCAGCAAUUCGACUUUAUGACGGCAAAGAUGGGUUCCAAAUUCAGCUCUCGUUGCGUUUUCUCCUCGGCCAACAAAUUGAAAUCGACUCCCUCAAGAUUCGAUUGGUCAGCGCCAACAGCUCUCAGAGUGCAGAGCACUGGAUUGAGGGCUCGAACAAGUUUGUGAUUCAGUCGUCGUUGUCGAAGAUUCUGAUCGAUUCCUCGACGACGCUUCAGGGCAAGUACUUUGUGGACCGGCUGGAAAUGCGAUCCGGAAACUUUGUCUUCACGUUUAACAGCAGCCAUCAUGCGGCCUUGCCGCUUGGCUUCCGUGAAGCGGACGAUUCUGAGGACACAGACCACCGGCCAUACAUAUACUGCUACCCUCCAGCCGACGGGCUACAGGUGAAGAUUGUGUCCCCGCAUCUGAUCAAUCUGGAGGCAAUGCGAACUCUGGAAUUGGAAAUCAAUAGUGGUUGGAAUGAUAUCAAAACGGGCACAAUCCGGGUGCGUCCAGCAACCGCAGGCCUUCGCCUUCGAAUCGCCGAAGCAGAAGUGGUGGACGGCGACCUCGAAGUAGUAGCCAAUCACGACUCCGGAGUCAUAGAGUUCGCGCGGCUGCCGCCACAAUCUUUUGUGCGACUGCGUGUCCCCUACACAGUGGAAGAGGCCUUUUCGACCCUGUCGGCCCGGGCAGAGAUUGGGUACGACACAGAUCAGGGGCGGUUCGCUUCGUCAGCAGUGUACAGUGUGGUUGCUACACUGCCCAUAUCGGUGAAUGUGCAGGACAUUUUCAAGGAUCAGCUGCUGUUCUCGCGUUUCACAAUGAGCCCCGCCAUGCUGAUCCCGCUGCGCAUUACCAGCUGCAGCCUGCCCGGUUCGGAAGCAUAUGAGGUGCAGUCCAGUAUUACCGGCCCCGUCGCCCUUGACGUGUUCCCCAAGCAGCCUGCCUCUCUGCUCUACAAGAUCCGUCCUCGUGAAAACACGGCAACUGGGGCCAAUCGAGGUCUGCGGUUGAGUGUUGAUUUUACGUGUGUGGACGAUGAGUGUCUCGAUGCGGUUGAGAAACGCUUCGCUGCUGCCAUUGCCUCGAGUCCGUUCUACCAAUACGCGGCGCUGCUCACAUCGCACCUCGUCGGCAACUUCCGCGCGCAGCUGUCUACGGCCGAGUUGGAGGUCAUCGGGAUCGUCCGGGAGGUCGAGAUGCUCCCGUACCGUAACGUGCGGUGGGACGACUUGUUGGGGGCGCUGAAAGAGCCGGUCGAGGAUGUACGACAGUGGCUCAUGGCAUGGCACACGAACAACGCCAUCAUUACCCUGCCUUCACGACCCUCGAUCCCCACCCGCCGCAUCAUCAUUCCGGUCGACAUCCCCGAGAUUCAGGUCGUGCACACGGCCGAGUUGCAGCUACAGCCCAGCGUCCCAGGCUCAGAUCACGCUGCUGUAGGUCAAAUGAUCGCCGCCGAGUUGUGUCUGCGGCACACGCGGCGCUGGUGUUCCCCAGCAGCGCAAGAACACGCAGGCCAGCCGCUAGAAUGCUCCUUCGAGCUACACGUCAACCCAGACCUAUGGCUCCUGGGCGGCCGACGCCGCGGCAAUUUCAUCGCCCGCGACGGCGACACCACUCGCUUCACCGUGCUGCUGCUUCCCCAAAAGUCAGGCCAUCUGCUACUGCCAGGCCUGGAAAUCCGCACCUUUGUCCCGUCGACAUCCCCGCUAUCACCCUCUUCGGCUGCCCCAGAGCCCCCGGCGACUGGUGCACCCAUCCACCGUCACUCGAUCCCCUGCGAGGUUGACUACCGCAACCACGGCGAGACCAUACUCGUACUCCCGGACCUGCGCAAGACCACGGUCAGUCUGGCGGCUGCCGGUGGCGGUGGCGGGUCGUGGCUGGUGGAUUCGGAGCGGCGGGCCGAGGUGUAUUGA
Molecule: messenger RNA, 4305 nt
Organism: Penicillium alfredii
Lineage: Eukaryota; Fungi; Ascomycota; Eurotiomycetes; Eurotiales; Aspergillaceae
Product: putative TMEM1 family protein
Exons: 4
Coding region: 1-4305 (1434 amino acids)
Biological process (GO): early endosome to Golgi transport; intra-Golgi vesicle-mediated transport
Cellular component (GO): TRAPPII protein complex
Source: RefSeq, a predicted model, not a curated record